AUGCUCUCUCUUUCCAGGCAUGUAACUAUAAGCACGAUCUUCUAUAUAACUGUUAGUAGUACACCGCCUAAGACCAACUGGUUCCAGGCGAUUGGAGGUUGCAGUUGCGGAGCUGAAGAGACUGUGAGGCAGCGAGCGAAUGCACAGCCGGCGCUAAACAACAGCGCUCAGCGCGGGCCCCCUUAUUUACCUGUAGUUUGUCCGGUUACGGGGGGUGUCCGUGCUGGUGGGCCGGUUUUAUUCCCAAGCAAGCAAUUUUUGCUCAAACGAAGCAUUAUAAUGGGUUCACAAAAACCAAGGAAGGCAUAUUAUUCUUGGAAACUCCUUCCGAACCGCCCAGCUGCGAGGAAUGCCUAUAGCUGCGGUUAUCUAUCAGAGAUGUUUAGUAUCUCGAUGAUCGUGGUUGAUGCUCACUCCGGCAAAUCCCCGAUGCCCUCAUCAGACGCUGUGAGACCGCCACGACGUCGUCGACACCAUUCAACCAGCCUCUUAAGGACGCAAUAUUUCGACAUCACUGGUGCACUAGGUUUCUGGACUAGGGAAGCUGUUAGGAACUCGACUAUUUAUGGCCCACUCCCACGGCCAACACAGAUGGUGAUAGGCAACGUACAGAGUUGCUGUAACCAGGCCAGGCCACUAGCUACUCCGGCUCCACAGCAAUACAAUACUAUUCUGCUGCACCAUGACCAGGUUUACAGUUGCAUUUCACACUGGUGUUUCAAGGCUAUUGAGGGCCCUGUCGUAAAACGUGCUCAUAUUGUACCGAGGAGGUCUCUUAUCAGAAUCCAGAUGACCCUGGGCCUCCCUCGCAACGCAUCUGCCAUUCGUGGGGACAUACAGCAUGACCCCGGCCGGUACCGAUGGCAAUGUGACCGUUACACCCUCACUAGCUGUAGCAUCUGUUGUCGGGCGAAACUCACCGAGACGUUCACCUUGGAGGCUGCCAUGAGUUGCUCCCAUUUACUUAUGUGUCAUUUUACACCCAGGGCCAAUACCAUACUUGCAAGAGUGAGAAUUGGGAAGGACCUCGCGAACAUGCAUACUGCCAUGGGCUGCCCUCCCGUGGGAAAAAAAAUAUGGUAUCGCCGUCCAGAAGCACCACUCAGCUCCAAGCUCGUUUACAGCGACGAUGGCUGCUUCAUUCAUGUUACAAACUUAGAAAGCUCGGUUGCGUCCUCCGUUCUUCUAUUAAAUUCAAGAGCUACGAUGCACGAGCUGCGGCUUCACUACAUCUUGGACCCAAAGAAAGAAAAGUUGCUAUGCCUCAGGAGACGUCACAUUCCGACGAUACUUAGGCCAUGUUCAAAAGUGGCUUUAUUUACCAUUUCUUCUCAAGAAGAACACCGGGCAGUCAUACCCAAACAACAAUUCAAAGGCCAUUUCCCUCCAUGGAGGCUGAGAAAGCCAAGGAAGGGGAGCCCCUAUGCAUACAAUGUCGCUCAUGGCAGCAGCGGAAGGAGUUCCCAAACCUUUGAGUUUACGUGGAGGAUGGCUAAUAUGAACGCAUUUUAUGCUUUCCCAACUUGUCUUGCCAUUCCAAUUGCGACCGAUCGGUUCUUUUCGCGGAGUACCGCUCCCGGGACUGGAAACAACAACCUAGCUGAAUAUAUUCGAUUCAAGCAGAGAUUCACGUACAGAAACUAUGGGAUGCCUCAAAUCCGCACUCACCUACCAAACCGGUCAAAUGAAUUUGUCCUACCCGACCUGUGCGGAUGCUCUCUCAGCGAUUUCGACCAGUUUCUUGCUCUGAGAAGGCGCGCUAGAUACAGAACGCUUCCUUAUGUCGAUCUGGACAACGUGGUGUUGGAGAAAGCCGAGGGAGAUGAUUUAACGGAGGAUAUGGAAGAUAGAGAGGACUCAGCUAAUGUCUAA
Messenger RNA from Lindgomyces ingoldianus, 1872 nucleotides. RefSeq lists its product as uncharacterized. The record is from RefSeq and is a predicted model, not a curated record. NCBI's taxonomy places the organism in Eukaryota, Fungi, Ascomycota, Dothideomycetes, Pleosporales, Lindgomycetaceae. Bases 1 to 1872 code for a protein of 623 amino acids. The transcript is spliced from 17 exons.